Molecule: messenger RNA, 11873 nt
Organism: Syngnathoides biaculeatus (alligator pipefish)
Lineage: Eukaryota; Metazoa; Chordata; Actinopteri; Syngnathiformes; Syngnathidae
Gene: setbp1
Product: SET binding protein 1
Exons: 7
Coding region: 1555-6075 (1506 amino acids)
Molecular function (GO): DNA binding
Source: RefSeq, a predicted model, not a curated record
AACCAUUUUGGAGGAAUUCUUAAAUAAUUGCGAUCAGAGUGUUCAUGUCUGGUGGUACUGGUUAGAGCGUUGGCCUCACAGAUUUGAGGUUCGGGGUUCAAAUCCCAGCCCUGCCUGUGUGGAGUUUGCAUGUCCCCCCCGUGCCUGGGUGGGUUUUCUCCGGGCACUCCGAUUUCCUCCCACACCCCCAAAACCUGCAUUAAUUGGGCAAUCUAAAUUGCCCCUAGGUGUGAUUGUGAGUGCGGCUGUUGUCUGUCUCCACGUGCUCUUCGAUUGGCUGGUAAACGGUGCAUGGUGUACCCCGCCUCCUGCCUGAUGACUGCUGGGAUUGGCUCCAGCACUCCUGUCACCCCUGUGUGGAUAAGCGGUUGGGAAAAUGGAUGGAUAACCGUUUUUCAGUGACAAAAUUGAGACAUAAAAAACGAGACUUUAAAAAUCGCAAAUAGGUGAGUUUUUCCACGAAUGGGAUGGAUCCCCAAAUAAAUCAGCGAAAAGGUGAAAAAUUGUUUAAAAGUGUGCCCACCCGAAAGAAACAACUCGACAGGAUGUGGUCCAGUGGGGCGCAGGGCGAGUUGCCACCAGAUGGAGGCGAUGUGGCUCCUCCUCAGCUCAGCUCAGCUCAGCUCAGUUCAGGCGGCUGGGUGAGAUCAUUACCAGACAGCGGGCUCGGGGCUCCGACAUUCACCGAUCAGGAUCCGGGAAGGCAGCAGAGCCAGAGAGCCCACUCCUAGCCUCGAUCCCACGCAAGCGGCGGGCGGGGGGGGGGUGCGGGGAGGGAAGCCACCCCCAGACCACAGCGGCUCCUCUUGCGCUGUCUGUCGCUCGGGCUCGAGAGCUCCGCGUCGUCGCUGACAUUUUUGCCCGCUCGGAGACGGAUGCGGGCUCUUGUUUUGACUGCGGUACCGGCCUUCGCGCGUCUGCUUUGCUACGGAUUUGUGGGGGAAUCUCAACUUGUCGAAGCUCCGCCAGCGCUUCGGCGGUCCUGGAACGGACGCCCCGGGGACGCUCGUUGUCCGGCCGCCAGGCGAGCCGCAAAGGAGCGCGCUUCUUCCAGCUCGGAGUUGGACAUAAACGUCUCUCAUUGGAUUCCACCUCCCUCGGCGGCUUCUUCUUCUUCUAAUUUUUUUUACCCCCCCCCCCUCUCAUCACAUCGGUUGCAUACCCCAUUUUGCUAUUUUUCUUUCUCAUUUUCAAAGCAACGCUGACGCCAUUUUCCUCGUUUUUUUUUUUUUUUUGUGUCAAAAAGCAUCCAAGUAAAUUCCAGUAGCAUGUGACAGCUCCCCGGGACGCUGUCAUCCCAUCCGUCGCCCGUGUAAAACGUGUCUAAAUGGAUUGUAAAUGAUCUUGAUAAAUAAUUUACACGUCAAAGCCGAGUGUGUGACAACAUUAGACAUGGAUUGUCCCUGGCUUCCCAGCGUGCCGUCGGGCCAACAGAACCGAUCGCACUAGCUGGUCGACAACCGCCCAGAAGCCCGGCAGACUUCCAUUUCCUUUCAUCCGAUUGGCUGGCUGCCACAACUUCCCCCAUCCUGACUGGCCCUGGCGGGAGAGUGGAUGGAGCCGAGGGAUCCGGUUGGCUCGGCCCGACCCAAAGAGGCGGAGUUACGGGGAGGCGGGGCGGCGCGGAAUGGAGACGGACCGGGAGGUAUCGGCGCGCUGCGUGGCGACGAUGUGAUUCACGGUGGGGUCAGUGAAGGGGAGGGGCUGGAAGAACAGGGGGAGGGGCUUCUGGAGGAGCAGGAGUUCUCCAUCAAGGAAGCCAGUUUCCAGGAAGGAAGUCUAAAGCUGAAGAUCCAGACCACCAAGCGUACCAAGAAGCCCCCCAAGAGCCUCGAGAACUAUAUUUGUCCGCCGGAGAUCAGGAUGACCAUCAGACCUCCGGCCGGAGAGGGCAAAGGGGGGCGUCAGGGCCGUGCUGGAGGCGGGGCCACGUCGGGGCGGGGUCAAAAGGAUGAAGAAAGAGGACCGCCCAGAAAACGGACGUACGAGCGGCAGUUCAGAAUGCCGGAGCAGAGAGACGGGGGCCUGUUGCAACUCCUGGCGGAUCCUUCCCCGCCCAAAAACCAGCUCCGCAGCACUCUUCUUCCCGCGCCCGCUCCCUCCCCUGUGCAACCGAUCCAGCACACCCCCGCGCAACAGUUCCAACACGUUCAGCAGCAGCAGCAGCAGCACCAAGUCAGCCCGGACUGGAUCACGUUCAGAGCCGAUUCGACGCAUUCCGAGCCGGCUGUCGAUUUAAUGGGAUCCGGUCGGAGUGCAAACGCGCUAAUGGAUUCUAAUGCAGCGUUCCCACCAACGGUGACCCAAAGCCACUCACCUCAGAGAUCUUUGACUCCAGACCUUCAGUUGCCGGUCGUGACGGAUGCCAGUAUUCUCAACUUGACCUCUCUGAGCAGGGGGAAAGGCUUGCAGGAAGUUAAUGAACAGCUCUUUGGGAACAUCAAGCGAAAGUACAGCAGGAAAGAAUCCCAGAAGGUACUCGCUAAUCCUCACAGUGCUGACGCGCUGUGGGGAAGACAGUCCGAAAAAGAAACGGGGAGUCCAUCAAAUCCAGAGGACAGGCAGCGGUACAGACAGGAAGAGACGACGGAGCAAUUCCGAGAAGAAAGAGAGGAAAGAAGGAAGGAUGAAAGACAGCAAAUAAAUACCGGUAGGAAAGGGGAAGAAGAGAACAGAGGGUUGCCCGUGCCGACAGAGGAAGGAAAAGGAAGAAAAAGGCGGAGAAAGCCUUCUUUGGAAGAGUCCUUUCCUGCUGCGGAACAAUCCCUCCAACGGCAGGAUUCUAACGCGGCAGAGAAGUACCAGCACAAGCCUACAGAUCCCAAAGUAGCUCACAAGAUGGAGAUUCACAAAAAUGACUCGAGGCUCACAAGUCAGGCUGACGUCGGUGGAGAGAAGUCAGAGAAAACUGAAAGACCGGAUAAAAGUGACAAAAGAGAAAAGGCAGAAUGGAUAGACAGGGCAGAAAAGGAUGACUCAGUCAGGAGUGGCACGGAUCCAGAAUCCACUUUUAGUGUGAGCAGAAUGAAAAGGAACCCAGUGGGACGUCCCAAGAACAGGAUCGAUCCACAUAAACACAGAGAUCUUGCCCUUAACAUCGGUAAGCCAGUCUUCUCCGCAAGUCCCAGACUCCCAAGUCCAAACCCCAGCCCCAGCCCCAAGGGAAGUAUCAGUCCAAGCCUAAGCCCUAAAGCCAGGCCGAACUUCAGCCCCAGCCCCAGACCAAGGGCAACCCUGAUUCCGAGUCCGAGCCACAGCACCGUCUCUACAGUCAGCUCCAGAUCUAGUAAGUCUAAGGACAGAUGGUUGUACCUGAAAGCAAAAAGUCACACCAGCAUCACCUCUCCCCAGAGAGAUAUCUGCAGUAGUCCGUCAACGGUAGUUGAUCCACCCUCUGCAUUCCCUAUAACUCCUUCUAGUCCGCUCUAUACGAAUACCGACAGUCUGACCGUCCACAUGCCCAUCAAACGAAAACGAGGACGGCCCAAGAAACAGCCCCUUCUGACUGUAGAAACCAUCCACGAGGGGACAUCCACUUCACCCCCAAGCCCCCUACUAGCGCAAGAAACCUCUGCCGGGCUAAACCGCAGGAGGAAGUCUAAUCCGCUAACAACAGCAAUGAAUACAAAAUUAGUACAAAUGGUGCCAACGAAUACCAGUUCCAAUUCCAGUGGUCCAAAAGUUAAACGUGGCAGAAGCAACUCAAAACCAGUAAACAAGGUCAAGCUUGGGAAGAUGCAAAGCAUCCUGAAUGAAAUCCUGUCGAGCUCGAGUAAGAACAGCACCAUAAAGUCUCCUUCCGCGCCUGUUGCCUCCGCGAUGAAUGCCGUGGCAUCAACCAUUGAGGCACGACUGGGAAAACAGAUCAACGUCAGCAAGAGAGGAACCAUCUACAUUGGGAAGAAGAGAGGCCGCAAACCCCGAGCCGAAAUGCAAGGCGCCAACCUUCCGAAGAGUGUCAGGGACAAGCCUUGCAUGACUAUCUCCACAACCGGUCUCUACGAAAGCUCCGUCAUGUCCGCCGCUACUUCAUCCCCCAAUUCCAGUGCUCCGCCAAUGCGAGCCAGCCACCCUGAUGCCUCUAUGCCUAGUCUGCAACCCAUCUCAGCCCUGCCCCCCAAACCUGUAGCUCGAGGAUUCCUCUCCGGAGGGUGGAAACUGUCCCCUCCACGUCUUCUAGCGAAUUCACCCUCCCAGCUUUCAGAAGGUGCAUCGGUGAAGGAGGUCACCUUGUCGCCCAUCAGUGAGUCCCACAGCGAGGAGACGAUUCCCAGUGACAGCGGGAUCGGGACCGACAACAACAGCACUUCGGAUCAAACCGAGAAAGGCCCUGCGUCUCGGCGCAGGUAUUCUUUUGAUCUGUGCGGAUUUGAGGCUGCGGAGGCUGCUGCUCUGGAAGCGUCCGCCAGAGGCAACAGAGCUCGAAGUGAACGACAAGCUUCUGUGGACAACUUCCUUUCUCAGCAGGAGAAGAAGCAAAAACAUAAUCGACGAAAGAGGAAGUGUCUUCAGAGCCGGGAUCAUAUUCACUUUCUUUCUGAACUCGAGGAGGUUGUCGCCAAGCUCCAGCAGCUCCGAGUGUCUCACCGAAGAUACACCUGUUACCCUCAGAAUCCCUAUCCCUCUAUUUUCCGCCUUAACUUCCACCAUUACUACCCGGUCGCCUACGACACGUACCCUUGCGACUCCGGUCCGUACGUCCGUAGGAGCGCCGAGCUGAAGGCCAAGAGGAGACGCGGUCGUCCGGCCAAAGCCAGCGAGCCCAUCGCUUCGAAGAUACCGUUUGUUCAAGGGUACGGCUAUCCGCUGGCAGGGGGGAAUUACUAUGCAGCACCGUACGCGAUGCCUUACACGCCCCAUCUAAGCCUGGGCUAUUUCCCCCCUGCACCUCCGUUCUACCUGCCUCACCACUCCCUCGGUCACGUCCCCCCGUCACCAUUUAUGAGACCUGCUGUCCCCCCGCCCAAGGCCUUUCACACCAGUGGACACUCAAAGCUCCAGCCGGGGGUCACGCAUCACCGCAGCGGCGGCGGCCAACUUCAGGGCCCGUCUGCAAGAGGGGAGGGCUUAGGAUCCGUCGGCAGCGGCAGCGCAGGUGGUCUCGGUGGUCUUCGCCUCCACAAGCGGAAGCACAAGCACAAACACAAGCACAAAGACGAACCCUUACUCUCUCCGCGAGACCGGCAAGAGUUGGGCGGGCUCUUCAGUGGCGCCAAGGCCAAUUCACAUCGCAACAUGCUGAGCGACAUGCGCGGUCAAGGCCCUUCAACGCAUCAGGAGAAGAGGCCCAACGGCAGAGGCUCAGGACUGGGAUCCACUUUAGGGAUGUUCGAGCCGGAAAAACUGUCCUCGCACUCCCUUUCUGACGGCCGCUUCCACCUGCGUCCGACCGGGCAGCCGAUGAACAACAGCUUCACGAGCAGCUACAGAAACCAAUCGCGGCAGCAGGAAUCCGCUUCCUUCCUCUUCUUGGGGUCGCAGGAGAACGAGUGCGGGUCGAGGAGCAGGAAGAUGAGGCCGACUGUGUUUGGAGAUCAAGGCCUGAUGUCACUACAAAGUGCCAGGCAGGGGCCGGUACAGAUGAACGAGCGCGCCAGUCCCCCCCUCUCUGGUGCUCCCGGGAAGCGUCGGUACAAGCGCAGAGAGGUGGAGCAGAUCCAGAAGGAGGUGAGAAGGAUGCACUCCUUGAACUUCGAACAUGUGCAGAAGAUCCUCCGUGCCAAGCGCCUCCAGCGACAAGCCAAAACGGGAAACAACAUGAUCAAGAGACGACCCGGACGGCCCCGGAAGCAACCCCCGGAUGAUGAAUCGGGCCCGGUCGGCAGGAGGGAGGAGAACCGGGCCGACGGGAGGACUCAGAGGAUGCCUGUUCUGGAGAGGUGUGACGAACCGCCGGCUAGACAGACCCUCAGGCCCACUCCGACCCCAGAACCUCUGGAGUUUUCCGAUCACGAUUCCAUCUCGGCGACCAUCGAGAAGGUGGUCCACAAAGCCCGCUCCGUGCCUGCGCCGGCCAAAGGGGGCAAACGCAGGGGCAGGGCCAAGGAUAACCUCUGGUCCCCCUCCAAUCAGUAGAGCCGUCGGUCUCGCCACCUUUUCAAUCCGGCGACUCCUCGGUGCACUUUUUGAUUCAGGAGAAGGACCCGGCUCGGAACAGUCGCGGUGCCGAGCCUUCGAAGGAAUCCUCGGACCCGCGUUUAAUACGGCGCUCUCUGCUUUCGUUCGAUACUGAAUCUGAUGCUAUACAAUUUGUGCGGUACUAAUGCUAGCGUAGGGUGUUCUGUGGUUUUUACGUAUCUGCUAGUGACGUGUAUGGUACGUGAUGAUACUGUGUCAGACCGUGGCGCGAGCCAUGUAUUUACCAGCAAGGGGAAGGGAUGGGGUUAGGAUACAGAUAAAACUAAAACUGUGCAGCUCAGCUUCUUUUCUGCCUUUCUGAGGGAGCCUGUCGAAGAGAAGACAGCAGUCGUUCAGCCACCUUCCUCUUGUACCUCCCCCUAAUGUUUGCGCUUAAUGUCCGUCGCGUCGGUGUUCCCUUUUAGCUUCUCGGCGGGGAUUUGUUUUCUCGUUCCACCCCGUUUAUCUUCAAUCCCAUUUCCUUUCCUCGCCUCCGCCUUCUCCCAAUCCAGAAGUUUAUCGUCAAGCCCCCCCCCCCCCCAACUUAUCCUGGACGCCGACUUUAAGGCAAUACGGUAGACGAGAACCGUCCUAGACUGUACAUAGACGCGACUCUCGCUCUCGCUCGCCUUUUCGACAGGGAAAACCAGCCCGCGGACACGUGCCGGAAUUCAGUAUAUCCCGUUUAAUUGUUGUACGAUAGACGACGAACGUUGCGUAUAGUUUCAAUAACCCCCCCCCCUAAAAAAAAAAAACAAAAAAACCCAAAAAACACACGUAUGCGACUCAAGACACGUUUGUUUUCAGAUCCAAACCGCAUAUCCAGCCGCACGCGCGCUCGUAAUUGUGUUUAUAUCUCGGGAGGGGGAAAGGGGGCGUCGUACGCAGUGGGAAUAUCAGGUGUUGUUUGUGUUUUUUUUGUUUUGUCGUUGUAAACCCGAAAAGUCGGUUUAAUGCACUAUGAAAAACUGUACACUUGCGUCAAUCAAAUGCAGCACUUAAAUGCUUGUUCCAGCCUUAUGGUUUUUUUUUUUUUUUGGCCUCGGAUGGUGCGUUCUGUCCAUUUCCGGAGAGCAUGCGUUACUUUUAAUCAAUUUUUAUAUGCAGGCCGCGCAGCCAAAAGCGUCAGAACCGAAGCCCGGCUAGGAAUUGAACGGAGAGGGCUCGCCCCGAUACUGCACAGCGUUCGGAAAAGCCCCUUCCCCUCCCCCGCUCUUUAUACUUUCUUUUGAAAAAUAAUUUUUUGGGACCUCAAAAAAAAAAAAAAUCCAGUAUUUUGAAACCAAAGUCUCAGUAUUAAUUGUGAGGAUGUGUUAUUUAACGGAAUUUGAAUCAGCGUCUUCAUCGUGUCGGCACCAAUGUAAAUCCCCCCCCCGUGCACUCUAGAAUGUAGCCAGGAUUGUUUUAUUAUCAACGUGUACUGACCGUGUCCUUUUUUUUUUUUUUUUUUUUUCCUAUCAAUCUCUUCACUCGUGUUUAUCCCGUAUGUAAAGAAAUAUUAUUGCGUGUGUUCUAUUUCAGGAGAUUUGCGUUUUCUUCGGACAGGGUGGGAUUCUCAGUUGCAGCGGCUCGACUUUGUGCCUUAUGAUUUCUGUGCUCCUCUGACGGGAAAGGACAUUUGACCUGAGGAAUGGCAAGCGGCAUUUAACGCUCAACCCCAAACAUCGAUAUUGACGUAUCGAUGAGUCUCACAUGUGUAUCUCGGACGUCUGAACGUGAUUUGAGUCCAGUUGUCCUCGCUGUUAGACGACUUUCAAACUGGAGAUACGCGGCGUUAAAGCUUCACUUACGUAGCAGUUUUACUUUAAAAUACAUUUUUUUUUUUACUGGUUAUGAAUUAGGCGUUAUGAAAUCUUUUAUAAACUGCUUAAUUCAAUACAGCAAGAGCGACUGACAUCCUGCCAAAUAGUUAGCAUACGUUUAGUUCUAUUGCUUUGGCCAUCUGCUAAAUAUAAUUCAUCCGUGAUAAAAAAUUAUUUGUAUAACAAUUUACAAUAAGCUGUGAAACGCUCCACGGUUAACCUUAACCGGGUGUGAAAAUACACAUUUCUUUUUUUAUGGGGAGGGGCAUUUUGACACGUUCUAUGUGGUCAAAUUUGCCCUCGAUUAAUCUAUUCAUUUUGAAACAUCAUUUUCAAAAAAACUUGUUCUGAACUCCGGGUUCUAUGCCAGCGUUGUAUAGGAGGAGAAUGCCAUAAGGGAGUUGUGAGCGUGUGCAGCUCGACUUUUCAUCUGCUCGCGUACACGUUGUUCAACGUUAGACUGCAAAUUAAUUCUUUGAAAAGUCAGGAGCACUUUUUUUUUUCUGGUUGCAAACGAGUUCUCCAUUUAUUUUUUUUUUUUUUAAUUCAGUUGCUUCAACACACCAUGAAUCAACAAUCAGUUUCGCACGAUCGACGAACUCCUUAAAUAUCAAUUAUUACUCCCAUCUCUGGUACAAAGUGUUAAUGGCUAUUUGGGAUUGUGUCAUAAAAAUAAACAAAACAACAACAACAACACAGCAUUGAACCAGCAAGUUCGUCUUGAGGGCCGCACGGUGGUAUAACUGGAAAGCGUUGGCCUCACAGUUCUGAGGUUCAAAUCCCACCUGUGUGGAGUUUGCAUGUUCUCCCCGUGCCUGCGUGGCUUUUCUCCAGGGACUCCGGUUUCCUCCCACAUCCCGAAAACAUGCAACAUUAACCGGACACUCUAAAUUGCCCCUAGGUGUGAUUGUGAGUGCGGCUGUUAAUUGUCUCAAUGUGCCCUGCGAUUGGCCGGCGACCAGUUCAGGGUGUACCCCGCCUCCUGUCCGUUAACAGCUGGGAUAGGCUCCAGCGCUCCCCGCGACCCUUGUGAGGAUAGGCGGCUAAGAAAAUGGAUGGAUGGAUGGAAGUCUUGUCUUGAGCAUGCUCCAAGGCCAACACACAGUCCAGCUGGAAAAUCACCACAUUGACUUAUUUUGGUGGAGUUGUUACAAACUUAUUUUUGUCACGGUCUACAUUGUAGGUACAGUUUCCCUCGGAGGGCCGUUAUGAAUGUGAUACCAUGAAAAUCUUUCACCUCAUCAUAUUCCCAGAUGAAAUUUACGAGCUAGUUUUGUAAUCUCAAAUCAAGGGCAACAGGUUUUUUUUUUUUUUUUUUUUUUAACUAUAUUGCUGUUGUUUGGGUGCAGAAUAUUGCUUGCAAUAUCUCAGUGUUAUCAUUUAUGAUGUGGCAAUUUGAAACUUUAGUACAGAUUUUUUUUUUUUAAGUUAAGUUAAGUUUUUAAGUUUACUGGAAGUUGAUACUCAAAUUUUGCCUUCGCGGGCCACAUAAAACCAUUCGGCUAGCUAGAUUUGGCCCCCCCGGGCCUUGAGUUUGACACCUGUGUAUUAUAAAUCAGUCAGUGGCAAGGCUGGUACGCCGAAAUGCAGAUUAUUAUUAUUUUUUUCUGUUAUUUAUCAACCCAGAAAACACUUAUUGGCAGUCCAUCCCCACAUAUUCAAGAAUUCUUUGUGUUUAGAAAAAAAAAAAAUGCAAUUUUAAUGGGCAUCAAUUAUCUCCGGAUUUUCGCUAUUUGGGGUCGGGCGAUCGGCAGGGGUGGGGGUGGGGUGGUGGGGGGGUUCUGCACUGUAAUCCAAACAUGUCUUAUCGCAGCGUUGAAGGAAGGAUCUUGAUCCCAGAGUGUUGGAGCAGAAAUAGGAGUCCCUUGCUGGAUAACAGCUACUUUGCCCGCAGCCAAGUCGGGCCAGUGCAGUAGCACCAAGACAACACCCCCGCAAACCCUCCAAAAUACAACAACCCCCCCCCCCCCUCCUCCCCUUUGACCUUGCUCCGCGUGAAGACUCAAUCCGGUCUGCGUUGUGGAUCGUGCACGUGCGCCCCCCCCCCCCCCCCCCCAUCCCCGUCUCGUCCGAUAUCCGCCACCAGCCGACGCUCCGGUGCCUUCUAACACUGACAAGUAUUGUCUUAAAAGCCGAGCUUUGACGCAGACUGGCCCCGUCUCGUGCUCCCGACGAGGGUUUCUGGUGUCGGGUGUUGACCGACCGGUAAAUUUUUGGGAUCGUUCUGUGAGACGGCAGCGAAUAGUAUCAAUAAAGUGCGGAUGAGAUCACUGAGAAAGAAAAAAAAAAAAGAAAAAAGUAAAUAAACAAGAAAUGUACUUCUUUAGAGCACAAAGCGAGGGCAUACAGUAUUUUAGUUUGUAUACAUAGUGAAUUUGAACCUUUUUCUAGAGUGGCUUUCCUUUCUUCGCAUGCUCAACUUGAUUGUAUGCAUAAAUAUUUUAGAUGAGCCGAACGUUGAAUUUGGAGCAACACACUUGUACAUUGUUUGAUAUUUUUUUUUCUCUCCUUUUUUUGUAAUGGAUUUUUUAAUUCAUGAAGCAUUUUUGUACAUUGUAUGAAUAUUAAAAAAAAACAAAACAAAACAAACAAACAACAACCUGCAAAUAUUUGACAUAUAGAGUAAAUACUAGAUGCGCAUGCAUAUGCAUAUAUUCUUCACCGUAUGUAUGUGUACGUCUACACAUAUAUUUUGUAUUUGCAUUCGCUAGCAUACAGAUAUAUGUCUUUAAGCACAUAUAUACAUGCAAUAUAUAUGUAUAUCCAUGUCUGCCGGCAUGCUUUUGGUCAUGUUUCUCUUCCAUGAUCUUGUAGGUAUUUUGUUUUGUUUUUGUUGAACUUUUUUUUUUUUUCCUGAGAAAGAAAAGCUCAUUCUUUUGCUGUCCUUCUGUCGGCUGGCUGCAUUGAGCACUUAUUAAGAAGAACUACCGUUGAAGUUGUUCAUGUUAUCCAUUGUGUGAAAUAUUAAAUGACUUUAUUGAAAGCUUAUCACGAGGGUGCUGUUUUUUUUUUAUUUUGGUGUACACUUGAUGCUAAAUGUCAGCCAGAUGGAGCGAAUGGAGCUUUACCACGGAGAGAAUCCUCUCAUCAGACUAUGGCGCAGUCUCACGCGGAUGUACACGUACUUUCCUCUCUUGCUUGCGCAACAGCCAAGCCGCCAUCCGGCCCGUCGCCCUUACUCGUUAGUGGGCCGGGCUGCGGGCUGCUCUCCGAUUGGACCCGCCGCGUGUGGGGAAAUGCGGCGCCAUUGGCUGGAGCCCGCUAGUAAAAUUCUUCUUGUUACCAUGGUUGCAGGGGUGAGCUGCCCAAAUGUGAUGCUGUGGUGCUGAUGGAACCAUUGGCACCGCCGUUGUAAAAAAUAAAUAAAUAAUAAUCAUAAUAAUGAUAAUGACGGCAGCCAUGAGUAGCUGCAAUGAAAUUCCUCUCCCCUCUCUGCACAAACAAAACUCCCGAAAGGAUGAAGUGAGCGUCCUUCCUUCUAUCUUAUUUGUUCUUAAACAAGGUAACGUUCACCUCACACUGCGUUGAGAUGAGACGUGCGAGACCAACGUCAAGGGAGCUGGUUCUCAAUCUGAGACCCGCAGCUGGACGUGGAACGUGGAAAAAAAAAAAAAAAAAAAAGUAGCACUCUUUCAAGUUCUUGGUGUUCUUCGUCCUCGGAGUCGGCAACGAAGUCGUCGCCGGCAACCUUGAUGCAAUAGCAAGGAAAAACCUUCUUCGAUGAGCGCUGAACUGUUUCACAUUUCGAAUUUAAACACCAUAACUAUAACCUCAAUUAUUCUUGUAUCAGUAUUUCACUUCCCCUCAGUGACGAGCUGAAUCAUAUCCCAGCUGACUUCGGGUGAGGUGGGGUCUGCCCUCGACGCCUCGGCCGGGAUUCAAACCCAAAGCCUAUUGACUGUGAGCCAGAAGCGCUGUUCGCCGACAUCCCACAGCAAAUCCUGUCAGGAUUCU